AUGGAAAGACGAAGGCUUCAGAAGGCUUUACCGCGGUCUUCCGGCGCCAAUAGUGGCUGCCAUGCUGAGAAUGCCUCAUUGUUCAUGCAUAACCUUCUCCUCACCGCACUGCAUUUGCUAACGCUAAUGUCCUUGGAAGAUUCGAAAGCUGUUACCAGGCCUGCAUUUCUCCCACAGAUUAGACAGCGUUUCCAGACCCUCAUAUGGACUUGUCUCGAUUUCGACCUUGUCAGAUCUGCAGCUUUCUAUGCGGAACUUUACCUUGUCAUGGACGAGAACAAUCAUGACACGCGUCAACUUCAUGCCGUAGCAAACCCCAAUACAUGA
Messenger RNA from Suillus fuscotomentosus, 327 nucleotides. RefSeq lists its product as uncharacterized. The coding region runs from base 1 to 327 and encodes 108 amino acids. Gene Ontology annotation, molecular function: protein binding. The record is from RefSeq and is a predicted model, not a curated record. The transcript has 3 exons. NCBI's taxonomy places the organism in Eukaryota, Fungi, Basidiomycota, Agaricomycetes, Boletales, Suillaceae.